This is a messenger RNA of Daphnia carinata, 1093 nucleotides long. RefSeq lists its product as uncharacterized. The transcript is spliced from 5 exons. Gene Ontology annotation, cellular component: neuron projection. Lineage: Eukaryota; Metazoa; Arthropoda; Branchiopoda; Diplostraca; Daphniidae. Gene Ontology annotation, biological process: G protein-coupled receptor signaling pathway. The coding region runs from base 5 to 1015 and encodes 336 amino acids. The record is from RefSeq and is a predicted model, not a curated record.
UGCGAUGACGGCCACGCUUUCAUCGAAUGCCGUCGUCACGAGGAGAAUUGCUACUUCCACAUUUUGGUUAUCCGGCCAGAAUCAGCAACAACAUUGCGUCGAUUCCACAGUGACAGAUCCUGUUCAAUGUUUCAAGUUGUUGAGAGAAUUGAAUGGCCAAGUGUCAGCCUAUCACCAAUUGGCCACGUCGUUGGGUACAUCGAGUGGAGAUGGCCAAAAUCUUCGUGGUCGACUGAAGCGCACCAGGCGACGAGCUCGUCAGCUGGCCAGUACCGUUCGUCGUUUCAUUCUCACGUUGGAUAAUGUGGCUGGUGAAUCUUCCGGACGAUUAUGGUGUUUGCUUUAUUGCUGCCUUUACGUUCUCGCUUUAGAAAUGCAAAGAACAUUGCAAUUGCAAUGCACUUUUGCUCUUUAUCCGGCGGCCGGUUUCAUCAACACCGGACUUGUUGUUGUGCAGCAACAAGAACAGCAUCAGAAUAAACAAAAGAAAAAGAGGAAGGUCAACAAAAAUCGAAAUGGCCGCCUACAAAAUCACGAAUCCAGUUGCCUGGUCGACGAUGACGACGAUGUUCCAUUAGCCGAUUUACUAAGUCUCGAACGCGCCGAAAUUAAUCAACUACAACAGGAAAUUGAAGAACUGGAAGGCGCUUUACAAGAACUGCGUACCAACUACAAUGUAGUGGAAAUUGAAUCUUAUUUGACUCUGGCGGAUUCGGGUGGUGGCCAACUGGACCGACUGCAAGGCGAUUCGUCCGUUUGCCAACAUCACAAUAGAUCCAUCAUGCAGACGACGUGCCAUUAUUACAGCAACGACAGUGGCGCCAGUAGCGGCUAUUGCAAUGUGGCUGAUGAUUCGGUCGGCUCUUCGUCUUCUUCUUACCCGGACGACGACCAAGACGAAGAGGAUGAAGAAGAUUCCACUAGUGUAGUUAAUCAACGUCGCUGCCUUUGUGUUGUCAUGGCAAUCGUCAUCAUCGUCUUCAUUUUGGCUACCAUUCUCGGGGCUGCCCUAUAGUCCCUUAACCCCCCACAAUGCUCCUAUUUAUUAUCGUACCUUUUUUUUUGGUAUAUUAUGUCGGCAAAGGUUUUUAGA